Molecule: messenger RNA, 3109 nt
Organism: Patiria miniata (bat star)
Lineage: Eukaryota; Metazoa; Echinodermata; Asteroidea; Valvatida; Asterinidae
Product: BMP and activin membrane-bound inhibitor homolog
Exons: 4
Coding region: 676-1365 (229 amino acids)
Source: RefSeq, a predicted model, not a curated record
CUCGCCGUAAGAAACUACCCACCAACAUUCCAAUUGUAUCAAUAAUAUGAAUAAAACCGAGAGCGAUGUCACUGCUACAUGGUAGUCACGUAAAUGAAGCUAAACCAUUCGCUAGUAUUUCCAUACGGCGGUAAUUUUCUCCUGGACAUCAGCAGGAUUAUUAAUUAUUCACGUAUUGUUCGACUGACGUCGCUAGUCUGCCAGACAAACGGCUUUGUAUAUGCACUCGGCGUGUACAGACUUCCGUUGGUAACAAAUUGGACUUCAUACCGAGUCUGAUAUGAUUCGAUGUCAGGUCUAUUAUAUGCGGUGUUGAUAGAUUGUGCAGUUGUGCGGCGUUGAGCACAUGGUAAACAGAUGUACGUACAGAUGUGCUCAUAUUCCCCCUCUGAAUGACAUGGAAACACUUCCUUUGCAGAUGUGGUCAAGUCGAAGCUUUCUGUGAAACUUGAAUUCGACCUUCUUGGGUUUUUCCAUAAUACGUUUGGUGGACAUGUGCAGCUAUAAUAAUAUUCAUUGUGGAGCAAUUGCAGGUAAACACCAGCGCGUGCGUGAUAGUCGUUUCACUCCCGACGUCGUCUGUGUUUCUCGGAAGAAUUUUCAUUCAGAAUUUGUUCGAAGUGAAAAGAAUUUUCAGCGGGCACUGUGAAGGCAAGAAGUGAAACGGAUCUGAAGAUGAAUUUGGUGCAGAUGUGUAUUCUGGGACUGUAUGUUAUGGUGAUCACUCUAGUGCAAAUGAAGACACACAUUACACAUGGUCAACUUACCUGCGCAUGUACGACUCCAGCAUGUAACGAUACUGGGAGUGUGACGUGUAGCGCUGUGACGUCAUGCUACACGCAAUAUCUUGAUCGGCGUGACGGAAGUUCACCAAUCACGCGUGGUUGUAUCGACGAGAAAACGCCGUUGCUUUGUGAAAACAGGAGACCGUUUGUUCACGUGACACCUUGGCCACAUCUUCAAUGCUGUAAGGAAUCGAUGUGUAACGCAGAUACUGUCAUCAUAACACCUCCUAUGUGGCCGAGGAAAGCUUCACAGAGUACCACAGCCCAAGUCUUUCUACGGGACAGUCAUCCUCAUGAAAAUUCGAAGCUACCAGCCCAUGACUCUGAACAAUACACUGAUGACAACUUUCAACAUCCAGUAAUGGUCAUUGUUCUGCCCGUUGUUGCUUUGUGUCUUUUUGUCAUCCUGCUCAUCGUUGUUAUCGUAGUGGUCAGACAAUCACGCACACAUCACAGAACUGGUGAAUCUGGCGCCAAUAUUCACGCCGCCGGGUUACCCGACAGUCAUUGCAGGGGCAAGUUUUAUAACACUGGUGACCCGUACAUCAGGGAGAAGUUUUUCAACAGCGUACCAGUUUGAUGGUUGGUUUCGAUUGAAUGGCAGGUGCUAGUAUGGAUUUACCACUUGCUACAGGGUGAAGUGAUGGGAUUCAACUAUUACAGAUAUUAGGUUGUUUCUUAUCGAGUGAUUAGUCCUGCCUUAGAGUAGAACUUACAAGGCAUCUGAUUGGCUCAAUUGCAAGAUAUUUGAAAACGUUAAUGUAAACAGAAACGUUGGAAAGAACCUUCAACAAGUGUAGUCGUCUUUGCCAUUUGAACAAUAGGAGAAGAACGAUGGAUUUCUCGGCCCGCCUUUUCAAGACCAAGCUUCCAAAUCGUAAACUUCAUUUAGUUUUAGGCCUAGUUUCAGGUUUCAUGUCAGAAGGCCGCACAUUUCAUGUUGCAGAUUUGUCUCUUCAAUCAUAAAAUCCGUUUAUGUAGAGGGCUAUCACGUACACGUUACACGAAUUUGAAUACGUUGUAUCUCUAUCUACAUCAGCUUACGAUCAGCAGCAAUGAACAAUUUGUUGUAAGUUAUUUUUUUUUCUAAUGGACGACCAUAAUGUCUUGUAAGUAGACAAACAUAAAUAUAAUUUUAAUAAUCAAAAAUUGCUAUCAACGUUUCUAACUGACACUUGCGAUUUGGUGCGCAUUAUAUUUUCAGUGAACUAUAUAUAACCCAUAUUUAAAAACUCAUUAUUUUCAUAAUUAUUUAUUUCAGCAGGUCAGCAUGACCUUCUCCCAAUUCCAUGAUCCCGGGUUCCCUUCAUCUAUCCUUUCCUACCACCCACCCUUUGCCCCUAGGCUGUCCUCAUAAUAACCACCAGAGACAUUUACUAGAGUCUUGCCUUUUCCAGGAUUCAUAAUUCUCAAGAUUCUGUUCCAACGCUUGUCACUCAUCGGUCCAAUAUAGCUAAUUAUAAGGAGCUAAAAAAAAUGGGUUUUCGAUAACAAAUUUCCUAAUCGAAUUAUUGACAGUUGGGAUUCAAACCUUCCCGACAAGAUCGGUUAUUUUGCUCGCAGUAAUUACCAUGCAUGAGUCACUAAUUUAUAUUUUCUCACCGUGGAACCUGGGUGAGGUGAUCAAUGAACCUUUUUACACCAAUUGAAAACGAUGGUUAUCACGUUUGCAAGGGAAUAAAGUCGUCAUUGUAAAUAAAAAAAACCUGGGAAUUAUUUAAUUCCUAUCAAAUUCGCCGACAAACUAGUCAACGCAUUAUUUUUAAAAUAAGACUUUUUCGCAAUAUUUGUGAGUCAGCUGUUUUUCCAAUCACACAGGUCAAUAUUUUACUCACUUAUACAAUGAUUACUUGAUGUCAAGAGGUUCAACCUUCCUCAUGAAAUCCCUCUUCAGGAAGCCGAGACACGUAGUGUGACUGCAAACGCUUUCGGGCUCAUUUCCCCAUUCAUGUACACCUCAUGUUUGCAAGUGUCUUUUCUUCCUCACUUUGGGUGUCUGGUUAGUAUGACUUUUGACGGACAACGGAUGUUAUGGAUUAUAAACAUGUGUGAAGAGAAGAUAGCUCAAAGUUUUCUUAAAUAAAAUCCAUAGACCGACCAUUCAUAUUCUGUUGUAAAUGAGUAUCAGCAACCCAUUAUUUCAUUCUCUUUUGGCAACAGAGAUCCUUUGAGGGUCCUUUGAAAGUGUGAUGACUGUUUGAAGGUUUAGUGUGGUAGGUAAAUAUUUGGGAAAAUUGCAAAACACGCACACACUUUACCAAGUGAAUGUGGCACAAAAAGGACUUUCUUCUAAAGGUAAACUGAGCACGGUUUGUGAUAUGAUG